AUGGCACCUCUUCUCAAUGUUGACGAUGAACAACCUGUUCAAUACCAAAGCCAUUUGCUAGGACAUAUAAGCAAAGGUGCCUCCAAGCCCAAGGAAGCGCCUGGAUGGCGUUUCGAUACCCGUCAAGUGCACAGCGGGUUGGAAGAAAAGCCAGCCUAUGGACAGUGCACUCUUCCCAUCUACAACACAGUCUCGUUCAAAUUCACUUCAGAUGACAGUGCCAUAUUUGGCUUCGGAGACAUAGCCAAACGGGAGACAUUCAUCUACAGUCGGUUGGCGAAUCCUACUAAUAAUGGAUUCGAGAAAAGAAUGACAGCCUUGGAGGGCGGUGUAGAGGGAUUAGCGUUUUCUUCCGGCGGUGCUGCAGUGCUCGGUGUUGUCAUGUCACUGGCCGCCGUCGGUGACAACGUGAUCAUAUCAGGUGCUAUCCACAGCGGAACUCACCAUCAGUUCCACAAAGUGCUGUCUCAGCUGGGCAUCGAAGCCCGCGUCUGCAAUGUCACGGAAGAUAUUGAGCGCAUCCGUCGACUGAUUGAUGACAACACCAAGUUCAUAUUCACAGAGUCGCUGGGGAAUCCCAGUCUUGCGGUUCCCGACUUCGAGCCGCUUGCUGCUAUUGCGCAUGAUUAUCAGAUCCCUUUGGUUGUUGAUGCGACACUUACGGCAGGCGGAUACUUCUGCCAACCUGCAGAAUGGGGUGCGGAUAUCAUCAUCCACUCUGCCACCAAAUGGAUUGGAGGCCAUGGCACAACACUUGGUGGCAUUGUGAUUGGUACAGCGUGCUCCGACUGGCAGGCUAACAAAGCUCGAUUCCCACGUCUUCAUGGACAGUUUCCUGGUCUGGACGCUGAACAAGCAAACUGGUACAAGAGUGUUGGAGACAAGGCGUAUAUGCAGUUCUUGAAAAAGGACUAUAUGCGCGACUAUGGGCCAUGUCUCACACCCCUUGCUGCUCAACAACUGCUUAUUGGCGUGGAGACACUGUCGGUACGGUGUCAACGCCAAUCUGAAAACGCCUACGCCAUUGCACGUUGGCUACGCGCUCAUCCUCGCGUGGCUAGCGUCCAGUAUCUAGGAUUCGAUGACCACCCGUCUCACCAACGUGCGCUCAAAUAUUUCCAGCGAGGAUUUGGUACAAUAGUCAACUUUGAGUUGAAGGGUGGCGCUGCGGAGGCCAUCAAGUUCAUCGACUGCUUGAAGCUGAUUACGAAUACGACUAACGUGGGAGAUGCCAAAACGCUCAUCGGCCACCAUCGUUCCACUACCCACCGGGAAUUUACUACUGAAGACAACGCGGUCAUGGGAGUAAGCGAAAGUCUGUGCCGCUUGUCGUUGGGGAUUGAAGAUAUCGAAGACUUGAUUGAAGACUUUGAGCAAGCAUUUCAAUGCGUCUCAAUUGAGAACUUCGCGAAGUAG
Fonsecaea erecta is the source of this 1416-nucleotide messenger RNA. RefSeq lists its product as hypothetical. Gene Ontology annotation, biological process: transsulfuration. Lineage: Eukaryota; Fungi; Ascomycota; Eurotiomycetes; Chaetothyriales; Herpotrichiellaceae. The record is from RefSeq and is a predicted model, not a curated record. The transcript is spliced from 2 exons. Bases 1 to 1416 code for a protein of 471 amino acids. Gene Ontology annotation, molecular function: transferase activity, transferring alkyl or aryl (other than methyl) groups; pyridoxal phosphate binding.